UCGCGAUGCGCAUGUGCGCCGCUAACUCAUUUCUUGCGGAGCUUCAACGAUAGUCCACUGGACUCGAGUGGGUUUAAAACACAUGAACAUCUAAUAUCUGAUCCACAUCUUCAAAACCCAGCCCACAGGUCUCGAUCUAUGGAUGCUUAAGUCCCGAUCUAUGGAUGUUUAGGUUGCUGCUGGAAGACGGAAGUCGUGCACCAUUCCUCUGUUCUCUCAGCUCUUAGGUGUUUCUUCAGGAGGGAAACUUUGCGAGCUUUUACCCGAUCGGCGCAUGAUUUCUUCAUUUAACCUGAUACACGCAUAUCAACUAAAGAAACGCUGAAAGGAGUCUCACAAGAAUGUCUGGCAUUGCACUGAGCCGCCUUGCCCAGGAGCGCAAGGCCUGGCGGAAAGACCAUCCUUUUGGGUUUGUAGCCGUACCAACCAAAAACCCAGAUGGGACGAUGAACCUGAUGAAUUGGGAGUGCGCCAUUCCUGGCAAGAAAGGGACGCCCUGGGAAGGCGGGCUCUUCAAGCUGCGUAUGUUAUUCAAAGACGACUACCCCUCCUCACCGCCCAAAUGUAAAUUUGAGCCCCCCCUGUUCCACCCCAACGUCUACCCGUCAGGGACAGUGUGCCUCUCGAUCCUAGAGGAGGACAAGGACUGGAGGCCGGCCAUCACCAUAAAGCAGAUCUUGUUAGGCAUCCAAGAACUGCUAAACGAGCCAAACAUCCAAGACCCAGCCCAAGCAGAGGCCUACACGAUCUACUGCCAGAACCGAGUGGAGUACGAGAAGCGGGUGCGAGCACAAGCCAAGAAGUUCUCCCCGUCAUAGAGGCCUCAGACGGGGGCCUCAGACGGGGGCCUCGGAGCGGGGGCCACUCUGGAGGGCCACAGUCGAGGGCCGCUGCUGUUACUGAAUGUGCUCCUACCACAUCUGGACUCAAGGACUUCUAUUUAAACUCCACACACAUCCUGUGCCAUUUACCUGACCGUUCCUCUCUCCGCCGGCCGGCCCCUCGAGCUGGGACGCCCCCCUGGGGGACCCCCCCCCCCCCCAGGGGCCGGCGGGGGCCCCUGGCUCUCUUCCUUCAUGGUUUAUUUCUUUGCGGUCUCAUCAACGUGUCGGAGUACGGCGGUCCCAGGAGAGAGUCCGCGUCCCAGGAGACUUCAGGCUUGUAGUUUUUUGCUUUUGUUUCACAGGGUCUGUUCCUUACCCCCCCCCCCUCCCUGUAUAUUCCAGGAUUUUAAUGUAAAAUUUGCUAUUACUUCAUUGUCAGUAUUCCGACUGCUGUAUAAUGAAUGGCACUUUUAUACUGUGGUGUGUCGCUAGUGUCUCCAGGGGGCGCUGUGGACUCUGGGCAGGUUUUCUAUUCAGCAUGCUGUAAUAUAAGAUAGACUCUGCUGCCUUGUCUUUUGUUACGGAGUGUUGCUCUGUAGCAGACUCUAUGUUUAUAUGGUGCUUUGUUCAUGUACGUGUUGGAGUAAAUAAACUGUUUCUACAAAGUUA
Molecule: messenger RNA, 1493 nt
Organism: Gadus morhua (Atlantic cod)
Lineage: Eukaryota; Metazoa; Chordata; Actinopteri; Gadiformes; Gadidae
Gene: ube2ib
Product: ubiquitin-conjugating enzyme E2Ib
Exons: 7
Coding region: 342-818 (158 amino acids)
Source: RefSeq, a predicted model, not a curated record